Molecule: messenger RNA, 1140 nt
Organism: Orycteropus afer afer
Lineage: Eukaryota; Metazoa; Chordata; Mammalia; Tubulidentata; Orycteropodidae
Source: RefSeq, a predicted model, not a curated record
AUGAAGCUGCUGUUGCUGUGUCUGGGGCUGAGCCUGGUCUGUGCUCACGUGGAAGGAGAGGAUCUUGUUGUGAAAAGUGACUUCGAUAUGACAAAGGUUUCAGGAGAGUGGUAUUCUGUUCUCUUGGCCUCAGAUAACAAGGAUAUGAUAGAAGAAAAUGGUCCCAUGAGGGUUUUUGUGAAAUCCAUCCAUGUCUUGGCCAAUUCUUCUCUGUUCUUUGUUUUCCAUAUAAUGAAAAACAAAGAAUGUACCGAAAUUUCUUUCAUUUGUGACAAAACAGAAGAAGAUGGGGUAUAUAGUGUCACUUAUGAGGGAAGCAAUACAUUUAAAUUAGUUGAAGCUGUCUAUGAUAAGUAUGCUAUGUUCUAUCUCAUGAAUGUCAACAACAGGAAGACAUUCCAGCUGAUGGAGCUCUAUGGCCGAACAGAAGAUCUAAGCCAAGAAAUCAAGCAAAAAUUUGUGAAAUAUUGCACACAGCGUGGAAUUCCUAUGGAAAACAUACUUGACCUGACCAAAGUUGCACAGAGGGAUGCGCGCCACGGACCGCCACCGCGCGGUGGGCAGAUCCGCAGGACCUGUCACCGGGUCCAAAGGGCACCCGUGGACGGCUGGCGCCGCCUGGUGGCUGUCUGCGUGCACUGCAGCCUGGGCCCGCCACCGCCGCUGAGGAGUUGUUCAGAAAGAGCCAGUUUGCAGACGCGGCAACGCAGCUACAGGAAAGAAGCGAUAAAACACAAACAGGGAAGGGUUCCCAGCGACCGCAGGCGGCCCGGGCAUGCCUGGCUGCGGGGAAAUUCGGCCGUCAGGCGGCCGCGCUCGCCAGGGCAGCGUGACGCAGCGGCCAGAGGCUUGGGGGCUCCGGAAAGAGACUCGUCUCGGGAUCCCCUGCACCUGGCUUCCCCGGGCUGUCGCCAGCGCUUGUGGGCGGGCGGGCACCGCAGCGGGGGCGGAGCGCGGCCUUUUCUGGCCGGGGGAGGAGUGGCCGCGGCCCGGGAGGUCCUCACUCCGCAGCUGGGCUGGCUGCUCUCCCACGCGCCGCGCGUCUGGGCGCCCGGGUUCCGCUCGCCCCUCUCCUCCAGCCGCAGGACGCACGGCGCGCUCUCGCGCUCUCGGGCUGAGCUCGGCUCUCGCUCUUGGUAG